This is a messenger RNA of Drosophila novamexicana, 553 nucleotides long. RefSeq names its product muscle LIM protein 1 (gene Mlp60A). The transcript has 4 exons. The coding region runs from base 113 to 391 and encodes 92 amino acids. Gene Ontology annotation, cellular component: nucleus; cytoplasm; Z disc. Lineage: Eukaryota; Metazoa; Arthropoda; Insecta; Diptera; Drosophilidae. Gene Ontology annotation, molecular function: actinin binding; structural constituent of muscle. Gene Ontology annotation, biological process: muscle tissue development; sarcomere organization. The record is from RefSeq and is a predicted model, not a curated record.
CACAAAUAUAGACUACCAGAGUACAGAAUCUUUCCAGUUUAGUCGGCAUCGUCUUUGACAUACAGGAACUUCUUUACAAGUGUACCAUUGUUGCUCUUGCAGAUAUAAUAUAAUGCCAUUCGUUCCGGUAGAGACACCCAAAUGCCCAGCGUGCGGCAAGUCCGUGUACGCCGCUGAAGAGCGCGUCGCUGGUGGCUACAAAUUCCAUAAAACUUGUUUUAAAUGCAGUAUGUGCAAUAAGGCUUUGGACUCAACAAAUUGCACUGAGCAUGAAAAGACACUAUUCUGUAAGAAUUGCCAUGGACGCAAGUAUGGACCUAAGGGCUAUGGCUUUGGCGGUGGCGCUGGAUGUUUGUCAACGGACACGGGUGCACAUUUAGCGAGAGAUUAAUAUGGUUCCUGCCAACUAUCAUUUGAUAAACUCAAUUUUAUGUUCGAGAGAUGCUGAAAAAUUCAUUUCUUGACCCUAUGUGUUAUAAUUAUCCUGACAUAUGUGAAUCUUAUGAAAAUCAAAUAUUUUUGUAUUCAUUUUCAUUACUGACUGUAAAAAAAA